GCUGUUGCUGCUGGUGUUGGUGGUGCAGCACUAGGAUCUCCAAACGUUACGUUCUUCCCGCCUUUAAGGGUUAGCAAACUUCCUUCCCCACAUUCCUUAAAGAGCCUGCCCCCUGCCCUGCCCGUCCCUGUUCUCAAGUGGUGGUUUUCUGAGUUCCUAAGCCUCCCUUUCGAAAGUGAAGAUGCCUGCAAAGACUGGAGGAGGAGGCUUCGGGAGAGAAGCUACUCAGCAGAUCCUGGCCGGAGGUUCAGCGGGUCUUAUGGAAAUCUGCCUGAUGCAUCCUCUAGAUGUGGUGAAAACCAGGUUCCAGAUUCAGAGAGGGACAACUGAUUCAAACCACUAUAAGAGCUUGGGAGAUAGUUUUCUCAAAAUUUACCAUACAGAAAGGUUGUUUGGGUUUUACAAAGGAAUUCUCCCACCCAUCUUGGUUGAAACACCAAAAAGAGCAGUGAAGUUUUUUGCCUUUGAACAGUAUAAGAAAUUACUUGGAUAUGUGUCAUUGUCGCCAGGAUUGGCAUUUGCUGUUGCAGGAUUGGGAUCUGGAAUAACAGAAGCUAUUAUAGUUAAUCCUUUUGAGGUUGUAAAAGUUGGUUUGCAGGCCAAUCGGGAUAUAUAUGCACAGCAACCAUCCACUCUGAGUUAUGCAAGAGACAUCAUUAAAACAAAAGGUCUGGGGCUCCAGGGGCUCAACAAAGGACUCACAGCAACUUUAGGACGACACGGCAUUUUCAACAUGGUUUAUUUCGGAUUCUACUUCAAUGUUAAGAACAUAAUUCCUGUCAAUAAGGAUCCAAUCUUGGAGUUUUGGAGAAAAUUUGGGAUCGGUCUUCUCUCUGGCAUAACAGCUUCAGUCAUUAACAUUCCUUUUGAUGUUGCCAAAAGUAGGAUUCAAGGGCCACAACCAGUUCCUGGAGAGAUCAAGUAUAUAACCUGUUUUAAAACAAUGGCAACGAUCUAUCAGGAAGAAGGGUUUUUUGCUUUGUACAAAGGCUUGCUUCCCAAGAUUAUUAGACUUGGACCAGGUGGUGCAGUGAUGCUUUUGGCUUAUGAAUAUGUGUAUCAUUGGCUUCAGGAAAACUGGUGAUUCAAGGAUUUCCUAUGAAACUUUUUUUUUCUUUGAGAUAAUGGACAUCUACUCUAUAACAGUGAUCAUAGCAGAAUCUAAUAUUAGUGUUGACAGGCAUAUAAAUUAUAAAGGAGAAAACAACUUUCCUCAAGAACAAAUACAUUUAGAAAUUAUUUAAAUAUGUAUCUGGAUAUAUUUUAAACUGUAAUUGCAAUCAUAUCAUGUGGACCAUGGAGAUAGAAGUAAUCUAGAACAAAUAUGUAAUCAGAAUGGGAGAAUACUCAUGUAGACACCAUAUUCAUAGGAACUUGAAUGAAUCCUAUAACAUUUUGGUGCCACGAUUCGUAUUUCAUCUUCACCAUACCAAUAAUUACUUCAUCACACAAAGUCAAAGAAAAAUAUGUACAAGAAAAUUAAACAAUUUUGUUGCCAUUAACUGUGCUUAAGUGCUUAUAUGAAA
Molecule: messenger RNA, 1526 nt
Organism: Vombatus ursinus (common wombat)
Lineage: Eukaryota; Metazoa; Chordata; Mammalia; Diprotodontia; Vombatidae
Gene: SLC25A21
Product: solute carrier family 25 member 21
Exons: 10
Coding region: 182-1084 (300 amino acids)
Source: RefSeq, a predicted model, not a curated record